UUGGAUGCUCACACUAGCUCUCCCGGUUUAGUCAGAGUGUUGUGUUUUUUCUUUUCUUUAUCCUUUUAGUUUAUUCCUUUCUUAACAACGAACAGGGGAAAACCAGAGAAAAGACACAGCGAUUAAUAUCCGCUUCAGAAAACACGCCGCUGUCUCAGUUAUUGUUCGGUACUCCGUCUGAAUCCGGGUGUUCUGGUGAGCUCCGGUGCUCCGUCACACACCGCGGUAACAUCCUCAAAUCUUAGCGGCACCUACAGCCAUUUACCUCAGCCUGUUAAACCCGGACACGAGAAUGGUCAUGGGAUCGACAGAGACUCAGUGGCGUCAGGCAGACUUGCCGCAGCUCCAGGGCUGGGCUGACAAGGGACUGCUGUCACAGCCAAAGAUGAUAAUCAGUAACAUGGAGCCUCAGGUGACGAACGGGCCGAACUCGGCCACAGCCAAUGGGCCAUCGAGCAAUAACCGCAGUUGCCCAUCGCCCAUGCAGACCGGUGGCUCCAGUGACGACAGCAAAACCAACCUCAUUGUCAACUACCUGCCCCAAAACAUGACCCAGGAGGAGUUCCGCAGCCUGUUCGGCAGCAUCGGAGAGAUCGAAUCUUGCAAGCUGGUCCGCGACAAAAUCACAGGGCAAAGUCUUGGAUAUGGUUUCGUCAACUACAUCGACCCGAAGGAUGCAGAGAAAGCCAUCAACACAUUAAAUGGACUAAGACUUCAAACCAAAACAAUCAAGGUGUCAUAUGCACGGCCCAGCUCAGCCUCUAUCCGUGAUGCUAACCUGUACGUGAGCGGGCUACCUAAGACCAUGACCCAGAAAGAGCUGGAGCAGCUUUUCUCCCAGUACGGACGAAUUAUCACCUCCCGAAUCCUCGUCGACCAGGUCACAGGUGGCUCGCGUGGUGUGGGUUUUAUUCGCUUUGAUAAGAGAAUAGAGGCUGAGGAGGCCAUCAAGGGCCUGAAUGGACAAAAGCCUUCAGGAGCAGCCGAGCCCAUCACGGUCAAGUUUGCCAACAACCCGAGCCAAAAGACAAGUCAGGCCCUGCUCUCUCAGCUUUACCAGUCUCCCAACCGCCGCUACCCUGGGCCUCUUCACCACCAAGCCCAAAGGUUCAGGCUGGACAAUUUGCUUAAUAUGGCCUAUGGCGUUAAGAGGUUCUCUCCCAUCACCAUAGAUAGCAUGACCAGUCUGGUAGGGAUGAACAUUCCCGGGCACACAGGCACUGGCUGGUGCAUCUUCGUCUACAACCUGUCUCCAGACUCGGACGAAAGCGUGCUGUGGCAGCUGUUCGGGCCCUUCGGCGCGGUCAACAACGUCAAGGUGAUCCGAGACUUCAACACCAACAAGUGCAAAGGGUUCGGCUUCGUCACCAUGACGAACUACGACGAGGCGGCCAUGGCCAUCGCCAGUCUGAACGGGUAUCGGCUGGGCGACCGCGUGCUGCAGGUGUCCUUCAAAACCAGCAAGACCCAUAAGUCCUGAACUUCCUGCCCACUGUCGCGCAGCCCUGUCAAACACACCAGUACUAACACCCACCUCAGCCCACACGAAUAGCCUACAACAAACAGGAACACAAGCAACACACCCACCAAACAGGACUGUCUAUGGCUUAUAAUAUAACUUUGGACCUAUAAGCCAACGUUGCCUAAGUAUUAUGAAA
Trichomycterus rosablanca is the source of this 1658-nucleotide messenger RNA. It is a transcript of the gene elavl4, whose product is annotated as ELAV like neuron-specific RNA binding protein 4. NCBI's taxonomy places the organism in Eukaryota, Metazoa, Chordata, Actinopteri, Siluriformes, Trichomycteridae. The record is from RefSeq and is a predicted model, not a curated record. Gene Ontology annotation, cellular component: ribonucleoprotein complex. Gene Ontology annotation, molecular function: RNA binding. The coding region runs from base 293 to 1480 and encodes 395 amino acids. The transcript has 8 exons.